This is a messenger RNA of Ctenocephalides felis (cat flea), 1669 nucleotides long. Its product is annotated as UDP-glucuronosyltransferase 2B4-like. Gene Ontology annotation, molecular function: UDP-glycosyltransferase activity. The transcript has 9 exons. Bases 227 to 1669 code for a protein of 480 amino acids. NCBI's taxonomy places the organism in Eukaryota, Metazoa, Arthropoda, Insecta, Siphonaptera, Pulicidae. The record is from RefSeq and is a predicted model, not a curated record.
GCAUCUGGUACAUGUAGCUCGAAGCGAGAAAUCAUUGAAACUAAAUGAACCGAAAAACGCAUUCAAGAAAGAACUACAUACUAUGAGCUUUUGAUGGUUGAUUUUAUUCAGUCAGACAAAAAUUUCUAUACUAACGUUGAUCGUAUUGGGAGCUGUAUGUAAUCUUACAAAUGGAGCCCGUAUUCUCGGUUUAUUUCCUUUCACUGCAAGAAGUCACUUCAAUGUUAUGGAGCCAAUUGUUAAAGAAUUGGCAUCUAGAGGUCACCAGGUAACAGUUGUGUCAAACUUUCCACAAAAAAUUGAGCUACAAAACUACACAGAUAUUCCUGUUGAUCCUUUUGAUCAUUGGGCAGUACUAGGUACUGAUUCUUCAAACUCGGCCUACGACAUCACCGAUGUGAGUGCAAAGGAUUUAUUGGAUGUGGUCAUUAAAAUGGGAUUAGCGACCACUGAAAAUGGAUUACAAACAGAAGGGGUUAAAAAGUUGGUCCAUGCUGGGUCAGAAGUAAAGUUUGAUAUCAUUAUUGUUGAGGCAUUUUUUCAAGAAGCUUUUCUUAUGUUUGCUCAUAAGUUCAAAUGUCCAGUCGUUGCAGUAACAAGUUGCAUUCUACCUUUUUCGAUGAACGAAGCUCUUGGUAACAUUUCACCCUGGUCCCAUGUUCCAUAUGAUUAUUCUGAUAGUGAUGACAACAUGAAUUUUAGACAAAGAUUGACCAACAUCAUGGAUAUAAUGUAUGAUAAAAUUAUAAGAAGAUUCAAAUACUGGCCAAAGAUGCAAGCCAUAGCUGAAAAACAUUUUUCUCAUUUAGAAGGGCCUUUACCCGACGUACGUGAUUUGAUGAGUAAUAUAUCAGUAUUAUUAACUAAUAGUCAUGUUAGUUUAAAUAGACCAAGACCACUUUUACCAGGAAUAGUGGAGGUCGGUGGCCUUCAUAUUCGUCCAGCAAAACCACUGCCUCAGGAUAUUCAAAAAUUGCUGGAUAACAGUGAGAAUGGAGCAAUAUAUUUUAGUAUGGGAAGUAAUCUUAAAGGAAAUGACCUACCUGCAAAGGCCAGAAACGCACUUUUCAAAGCCUUAGGACGAUUACCUGUUUUAGUCCUAUGGAAAUGGGAAGGAAACCAGGAAGAGUUAGGCGAAGACAUUCCAAAAAAUGUUGUUGUUCGACCUUGGUGGCCACAGAGUGAUGUUCUCGCUCAUCCCAAAGUUCGUUUAUUCAUCACUCAUGGAGGUUUACUGUCCGUCCAGGAAUCAGUCCAUCGUGGUGUACCAAUGCUCGGUUUACCAAUUUAUGGAGAUCAAAAAUUGAACUCCAUGAGAGCUACUAGAGGAGGGUAUGGACUCACCAUACCGUUCAAUGAAUUAUCCGAAGAACGUGUGGAAUAUUCAGUUAGCCAACUACUAAAUGAUCCUAUGUACAGUGAAAAUGCAAAAAGUCUCUCAGCAAUAUUUCGCGAUAGAGUUCGAGAUCCUUUAGAGACAGCAAUAUAUUGGAUCGAGUAUGUUCUGCGGCAUAAAGGAGCAAAACAUUUGAGAUCUGCUGCCAUAGAUAUGUCUUGGAGUAGUUACUAUAUGUUGGACAUUAUUGGAGUUACAAUGUUAGCUUUGGCAGUUCCGUAUUAUAUUACGAAAAUGGUUCAUCGAAUUGUAAAGAAAGGUUCUAACAAAUAG